CUUCUGUACGUAGUAAUGUUGACGCCAGUUGGUGGUCUACAACAAGCUCCUGUAGAAUUGAAGAUAUUUUUUAUUAGCAGUACUUGUACUGCUUGACACGACCACAAAAGACGGUUCGUUCCAAAUAUUCACGUCAUGAUUUUGUUCUGUGGAUGAGAUAGGCUUCUAGAAGGAGACAUAACAAGAGAACAAGAUGGCGGCAUCAUCUUCUAGCAGUGCUUUGAGACGUACGCGGUCAGAGGGCCGUGACAUCGAGCCGCGUGACCGGGAGAUUGUGACAGCGAAAUUCGAUUGGGUUCUAGGAACCAAUCCGAGUGAGCGCCGCGAUCGAAAAUGCCACGCUCGUCUCCUACAGUACCUGAUGGAGCGCAUAGACGCGAUAGAUUUGAAUCGCUGCAAAGAGCUCGUCAUUCGUAAAAUACGAAAAAUUGAAAAAAUUCAGGUGGAGACGGGACCGGACACAAAGCUCUUCUGUUUGCCGAGUAAGGAGCAGUGGCACACAUAUGAGGUAAAAAUACCUAUCAUCUAGGCGACAAUGAAUUUGGUAGUUCGCGUAGCUGUAGAAGUUGUCAUUUCCUCGUCAUUAUCGUCAUUAGCAUUUUCUGGAUUCAUCAUCACCACUAGCAUUUUCUGAUGAAUACAUUCAUACAUAGGUUCAGAUAACGUACGAGGACCCUGAGCGGCGGUCCUCCCAGAUAUUCGCAGACUUGAGCGCUCCGCCAAGUCGCUCUGGCUCUCUGGAAUUCGAGGAACAAACACCGUUGGCAGGAGGUGGAAACAUUCAUUGGGCGGAUGUGGUCUUUUAUCCGGAGUCAUCAAAGAAGAGACCACACGCAGACGAUGCUCCUCCUCUUUUUACGUGCGCUCUACGAAUGUGGCCCAUGGACAGUCUUACGCUGGUCACCUCCGACGAAAAACUGUACUAUUUGUUAUUUUGAUAUGAAGCACGGCGGGCGAUGCGUGUUCGCUAGAAAUAAGGAUGAAGCAAUUCUUCAAUCGUUGAAUAUUUGCACUUAGUACUUUUUAGUGACCACGAGGACUAGAGCUUGUUUACUAGAUAUUAAUUAACAGAUUCCAGUGCCACAUCAUCGUUCCCGCACGGAAAGACAUCAGGAAUUAGCCUGGAUGAUUGUGGAGGCAGUGGGCACCUACAUGAGUUUUGCUCUAGUAGAAGUAGCUCCCUGCACUUUCGCUUACCUCAAGGUUUGCCCAGAGCUGCCAGUAUCACAGAAAUACUGUCAGACCACGUCUCUACGGUCACCAUGAACGGCGACAACAGGGACAAUAGCAUGCAUACAUACUCGCAAACCAGGUUUCUUUUCUCCGCACAGAAACAACGCAAAGACGGAACGCCACGAAGUACAACAGGCGAGAAAAAGAUCUUGUACGAAACAGAUUUUAACCUCGAUACUUUCGAGGCCGUUAUCAACAGUGAUCAAGUGAUCACAGAGCUAGUUUUGUUAACGCGCGAGGCACGAGAGGCAUACCUGCUGCUGCGGUUGAUAAGUACUUCUUUUGUACGUCAGAAUCGGCACUUGUUGUCCAGUGGUUUGUCUUUAUACUUUCAUCUAAAAAUAUUCAUCGCUUCUGAGGCCGCCAAAUGCAGAUUUGUUUUUUCCAUGGACUCGAUACCACCUAGUAAGUUCACAGUUAGGAUAUGGCACCAUCACAAAUCAUAUCAAAUUUUCUUAGGUUAUCUCGACAUAGAGCCCUUUAUUUUGCGUUCUCUGCGUAGUAAGAGAGACAAAGAGGCUUUCGGGCUGACCCGCGGCGUCGAGGCCAUAUCCAAAGGCGGGCCGGGUCUUGCGACCUGCGUGCGGGAACUCGCGACGAGCAUCGUCAAAAAAUGGGACCAAGAGACGAAGGCAAAGUCACCAGAAGAGUUGAAUUUACAACCUAGAUUACCGAGUCUUCCGGAGAACCGUCCAGCAGUUCAACUUGAAAACGCAAUUUUUGAGCAUAUCGGCAUAAAUAAGAAGAAACGCCUUACCGAGUACCAUCGGCUUGAGGAGCGCGUUUUUCGUACUAUCUUAGUGCCUUGGUUCGAUCUGAAUUAUGAUAUUGUAAAUACUUAUCUUUCGUUCGAACUAAUUCUAUGCAUUUUGGCAUGAAUUGAUCAUCAGAAUUUCUUUUCCAAUUACUACCAGGUAAGAUGGAACCUUUUCAGCGUAAGCAAGGCGAGCUCUUUCGCAAACAGAUUCGUGAGAGCAAGCGAGCGGCGCACAACGAAGUUGAUAGAAUCGCAGCUACAAUGAUCCAGAUAGAUACACCCUGGCGCAAGGAGAUGACGUUUCGUGGCUGCUGCGUCGAAAAGUGGGUCGUUUUUGACGUGGAGGAAAGCGAUGACGAGGCCGACAUGCAGUAUAACUUAUCGCUGCGUCAACGACGACGCAUGCAUAGCCCCUUUAGCGACGACUCGGACGCCGACCAGGAUCCAGGUGGCCGUGGGGGUCCCUCUGCGUCUUCUGGAGGGACGCAGCAACGCCUUCAGUCUAAAGGCAAUGCUACCUCCAAUGCCACUUCCUCUAGAAGUAAAAACAGCAAAGCAACCACUCCUUCCAGUGCGGCAGGACCAAACGGACCGGGGCCGUCAUCACAACGGGGAGCAACAACGGAAUUUCCAUUUUCCGUAUCGGACAAAGCUAGGAGCGGGGGACACCAAGCAGCUGCAGCGGGUUUUAAAAACAAUAGCGGAGCGGGCGAUCCAGGAGAGGUUCUGGACGAAGAUCGGGCAGCAGCGUCCCCAACUCCCGCAACAACAACGACAGGCCCAAUCAUAAAGAGCAAAGACAUAGAGGCAAGCGCAAUGUCCGCAACCAGCACUAGCAUUGCCACGGCUACACCAACUACGAUGUUAAAGGUGGCUGUUGCUAGUGCCUGCGCUUCCCAGCAAACGAGUACAACAAAGCGUGGAGCAGAGGCGACAAAAGCAAAAGGAAGGAAGAGAAGCAAAGAGAAGGAGCGACUGCAACUCAACGAAGAAGGAGAUCUCUUUGACGACGGACCGAAUCAGCCCUCGACUUCGACGAAAGAGGAGCGAAAAAAGGUGAUUCCAGCAGCAGGGACCUUCACGUCGGGUGGCUCAUCGUCAAGCACUUGCACCAACCCAGCUGCGGUGGCGCAGGAUGGGACAGACAGUGUCUCAAGAAAUGCGUGUGCUACAAUACAGGCGUCGGAUCGAAAUACCUCUGGUGCGGCGAAAAACGGACCUUUUCGCAAAAAGGUGAGAAUAGUGGACGAGCGAGAUCAACAUCGUGAGGGGCUGCCAGAAGGUAGAGCAGGACUCGAGACUGACGAAAGAGGGGCCACCGUAGCAGAAAUUCCUUCUCCGGUUUCGGCAGUCGGAGCUUCGCCAAAGACGUUGAACCGCACGGACGCGAACAAAGCAGGUUCGGACGGACAGCUGGUGCCUUCCUUGGGUGACGAGACUGCUAUAGAAGAAGCUCUGCGUGGGAAUUGCAACCCUGUGUUUGAUGAAGGUGGAAGCAAGCCCACGACUAAAAUGGAGACAAUGGGCAAAACUAGUAAAAAGAAUUCAAAUGUAAAGAUGGCCAUCAGUGGGACCGCUGGUACUGGUACUUCUAGAGGUAAGAGAGGUAGACCGGCAAAAGCAGCGGAGCCAAACGAUGUAGAAGAUCCCGACACUUCUUCAGCGGUGGAUGCGAAUGCGGGAGACAAAGCCGGCAAGACUGACACCACUACGCGGAGCGACCACGUUCAGACGGUUGCGAGUGAGAACCCUAGCUCGACGAGGACGAGAGCGAAGGUGGGGAGCAGCUCUAAAGGUCCUACCGCUCGCACCUUGGCAAAAUUAGAGAUGCUUGAUGUUAGGUCACCGAGCGGGGACUCCGGACAGCAUUUGAAGCGUUUGAAGAAAGCCGCGACCACAAGCUCGUCAAAUAAUCACGUUGAAGUUCAGAAUCAUAAUGUUGUAACUGGCACCAAUGCGGCUCAGAACUUUCCUCCUGUCCCAAGUGCUUGCGCCCUUCCCUCAAUGGCGGACGUGCCCAGUAGUGACGACUUGCCAGAUUGUGACGUCUCGCUGCACGAAAAUGACAUUGCGGUCCCAGAAAACGACGGCGGUGGCCCCAGGCCUGAAGCUGGACCAGCAGCAUCUGCCGGAAGCAGCCUGAUGAUUGAUAUCCGCGAAGUGGAGGAGGUUGUGGGUUCGCUGGAGAAGGAAAGCGGAAGCAGCGAGAAAUUUGAUGAGAUGAAAUUCGACCGCAACAUGCUGUUCUCUAAGGAAAGCGCUGCAUCAACUACAUUACCACUCGGCUCUCCGGCGACCACUGCUCCCCCAUCAGCAAGCACCUCGCCUGUCAUCAAGGCCGCAGGGGAGAAAGAUGAUCGUAAAGCUGCACGGGUCGAAGAUAACCUGCCAUUAACGCUGAAGGGGCAUGCCAUCACUUUGACAAAUAUCAGCACCCUGUCACUCGAAGAACAACACGUAACUCGAAAUGGGAUUUCUCCGCAUCUACGCAGUGGAGGAACCGCGCCAGACAUCAGGGACUGUGUAGUCGGGCAGCGGCGACGCGUACCAGACACCCAGCAUUCUACUCUCUCUUCUGGAGGAGACAAGACGGGGACAGGACUUUCUACACGAGAGGCGAGAGUCAGCCCUAGGAGGGUGAGCCGCAAAAUGCGCGGGGGGGCUCGCGGAGGCCUUUCCUCAAAGAGGUCCUCUAGGGAGACGACCCCCCAAAAUGCUGUGCAGGCAAGCAAUGCGGCUGCUCCGGGUGUCGCUCCAGGAACUAGUACAUCAGCCGCGAAUAAGAGUAGCAAGAAUUUGAAGAACUCCAACAAGGCAUCACUGCAAGCGGCGACGCCUCGUGCGGCUCUCCCAGUUGUAGAGGAGCCUGGGGCUGCUACUGGACGUCGUGGCCUGGAGCCUGUGCUACGCAAGCGGCCUCAACCGACGACGCCCUCCCUCGGCGAUCCGCCGGUACUCGUCCAGACAGUUACUCCAGCCAAGAAGAGAGCCCGGACCUCAGCGUAAAUGUAAAACAAAACGAGUGGUCGCGCUCACUCGUGUCUUUGUAUUAUUUCAAGUAAAAAGAUACAAAUCAACGAACUCUUCUUGUCCAUACUUAAAGAUCCCGAUUACAUUAUGACGGUAAUUCGUACUUCUCAACGUAGCACAACUUUACUUUUUUGGUGCUUUGCUUGGUUAUACGCCACGACUCCCAACUCCACGUGUCCCAAAUAUUAUGACAAACAUGUUGUAGAUGAAACAUUUCUGACCUUGAUGUGGAUGAGAAUCUGUUCUUCUGCGUUGCUGCGAUACUUAUUUUCGCCAAGACUCAAGAGAAAGAGAGAAACGUUUGGAGUGUACUUCUGAACCUGAUUUCUUUUCGAGUAGGUAAGUCACAGUUUCUAAGAGAAAAACCAAUCUUGUUUCCCGAUCCAUCGUCUUUUGGAUGCUCUUCAGCAUUCUUUGUAGAAUUUCAUCAGAU
This is a messenger RNA of Amoebophrya sp. A25, 5453 nucleotides long. NCBI's taxonomy places the organism in Eukaryota, Dinophyceae, Syndiniales, Amoebophryaceae. The record is from the annotation of a GenBank genome assembly.